AUGUUCGAUGACAGUGAUUGGCGUGAUUUCCGGGCCAAAUUGGUCAUGGGUGAAACCAAAGAAGCUUCUGGUAGUCGUAGUACUCCUCCUCCUCCCAGCGACGCGGAAAUCAUUGAGGAUGCCGAUGGCAUUGGAGAUCUCGAUGGAAUUGGGAGUAUCUUUAUGGAUUCCAGUAGACUUCCUACGAACGACACAACCUCCAAAGCAUUCAGCGAUGCUUCUUCCACUGCCUCUGCAGCAGCAGCUGCCAACAAAAUGACACCACUGGAUCCCAGUCAAUGGGCCUACGAAUCGGGAAAGGUCAUUGAACAAGGAGCUGUCAUUCUGGGAGGAGUAGAACAAGCAUUUGGAUUUGGAUUGAGACAACAGUACUUUCAUAAGGCAGCCAUUCUGGUACUAGAUCAUGAAGAAAACACUUUCACCAAGGGCAUUAUUCUAAACAGACCCACUGAUUUGACUCUGGAAGAUGAUAUCAAUCCAGGAGUUAGAUGGAGAGUUUGGUUUGGCGGAGAUGUCCAAGGAUUGAAUUCUGCCAAACCAGACAUUGUGUGCCUACAUUCCCUCAAAAAUGAACAAGCUACAAAGGCAAGCAUCAAAGUCAUGAAAGAUAUCAAAUGGACCACUUUUGAAAAUGCCAAACGGUUAGUACAAAUUGGUGCCGCACAACCCACCGACUUUUGGGUAUUCAUGGGAUAUGCAGGAUGGGGAGCAGGCCAGCUCAUGGGAGAAUUGAAUCGCAAAUCAUGGUACAUGGUGGCCACCGACUCCCAGACAUUACUCAAAGAACUAGCUCGACAAUCGGCAGCGUCGGAUCCCAGGGAGGCAGGAUUGGAUACAUGGACUCUUCUCAUGGAUAUGAUUGGUCGCAGCGGGAUUGCCAAGGAAUACACCGGGGAUUUCGACGACCUCAUGCUGAAAGAAUGGGCGCUGGGCAAUCUGUUGUCGGCCGAAGCGGGGGGAGGUGGCGGGGAGCGAGAUUUGUCCGCCGAUGCCGCUAUCCGAGGUUCUCCGUCGUUUCCCAUGGAAUCUACUCCCAAACGCGGAGGCAACAACGACCCCUUGUUUGGUAGGUUGAUGAAUCGCAUGACUUCGCGAGGUGGAGGUGACCAAGUCCAAGAAGGCUCCGUGUUACGAGCAUCUCCUGCCGAUCGAUCACCCUUCUUGCUGCAAGGACAAGAAUACCACAAAUCGGUGGUGCUCGUCCUCAGCGAAGAAAACGGGAUUACCGUGGGCGCCAUUUUGAACCGACCGGCUUCCAAAGGUUUGGACAUUCAAAUUCGAGACAAGAGCACGGGAGAGAAAAAGAAAGUUAUGGUCCCUCUCCGAUUUGGUGGACAAUAUACAGUCAAGGGUUCUGAAGCCCUCUUAUGGCUUCAUUCCAGCUCCAAACUCCGCGAUGCCGACGUCGGAGCCCCAGUAGGUGGACAAGAAGAUGGAAUCUGGAAAUGCACUGCAGAAGAUGUGAUCAGUGCUAUUGGAAGACACAUUGCCAAGCCAGAAGACUUUGUAGUAGUCAGUGGUGUAUCCGUAUGGGGCACGGUCCCUGGCAAAUCUCAAGCAGGAGGAAUUCAAGAAGAAGUAGACAAGGGCAAGUUUGAAUUGGUUCCCGAUUCCAACAUCAAGUCUGUGUGGAAUGCACUAUCGAAGCAAGAUGUGUUGACGAGUGAGAACUUGUCGCUCAAUCUAGAACUCGCAACGGAGGCGUGGAAUGCGGGUGCUGGUAGACGCAAUGGCAAGAUGAACGGUGCCUUCACGAAUGGAAGGUCCAAUGGAAAGGAAAACGACAAUCUGCCACCCAUGAGCGGUCUUGGUGAUGGUUUCGACGAGGAAGACGAUAGUUUAGUAUUCAAGUCUUCCGUGAAGGUGUCAGCAUUGAGUGAUGAUGCGUUGCGCAGUUGGGUGAAAACGUUUUUGUUGGGCUUGCCCUCCAUGCAGGGCUAG
This is a messenger RNA of Seminavis robusta, 1941 nucleotides long. The record is from the annotation of a GenBank genome assembly. Lineage: Eukaryota; Bacillariophyta; Bacillariophyceae; Naviculales; Naviculaceae.